AGUCAAAAUGAAAAAUUAUUUUCCCCGAGCUUCUUUAACGACAAACAGCAGCAUGAUCACUUAGCAUUCGUAGGUUUUAUGUUCACGGAAAAGAGACAAAAGUUUGGAGAGUUUGAGGCUAACUAUGGCGCGAGAGAUUGGAGAGCCUAGAGAAGCCAAAAGUUCCAAAGUCAAGCAACAGAAGAAAAGAAGAAGCAAGAAAGAGAGCAAAACGCGGACUGUACACGCCAAUAUAUUGUAUGACCAUGCCAAAGGAGACGAUAAUCCAAACAGACACUAUGCAAACAACAAGAUUAAAACAACCAAAUACACUCUGCUUUCUUUUCUUCCGAAGAACCUUUUCGAACAAUUUCACCGAUUUGCCAACGUGUAUUUUGUUUUCAUAGCCUUACUGAAUUUUGUGCCUGUAGUCAAUGCUUUUCAACCGGAGCUAGCACUUGCUCCUGUGGUAUUUAUUUUGUCUGUCACCGCUAUAAAGGAUCUUUGGGAAGAUUAUCGAAGACAUAGAUCAGAUAAAGAAAUAAAUCACAUGGAUUGUCUCGUUUACAGCAGGACUGAGAGACGCUAUGUGGAGAAGUACUGGAAGGAGCUGCGUGUGGGGGAUUUUGUGCGUCUGCGAUGUAACGAGAUCCUCCCCGCCGACGUGCUGCUGCUGAGCUCCAGCGACCCGGACCGCCUCUGCCACAUCGAGACGGCCACACUGGACGGAGAAACCAAUCUCAAACAGAGACAAGUGGUCAGAAGUUUCCUAGACCUGGAUUGCGAGUUUGAUCCCUGCAAGUACAACAGCGUCAUUGAAUGUGAGAAGCCCAACAAUGACUUGAACAGGUUUCGUGGUUACAUAAUCCAUCGGAAUGGGAGAAGGGACGGUCUGUAUAAGGAUAACCUGCUGCUCAGAGGAUGCACAGUCCGCAACACCGAAGAGGCUCUUGGUAUCGUCAUCUAUGCCGGUCAUGAGACCAAAGCAAUGCUGAACAACAAUGGCCCCCGUUACAAGCGAAGUAAACUGGAACGGCAGAUGAAUGUGGACGUGUUUUGGUGUGUGAUCAUUUUGCUGGUGAUGUGCCUCUUCUGUGCAAUAGGUCACGGACUGUGGAUGUAUCAGUACGGAGAUAAGAGGCCAGUAUUUGACGUGCUCAGUCCCGAGGGAACGGACUUAUCGCCGGCCCUCUCUGCCAUCUAUCUCUUUCUCACCCUGAUCAUAGUGUUUCAGGUGCUGGUUCCCAUUUCUCUCUUUGUGUCUAUUGAGAUAGUGAAGAUCUGCCAGGUGUAUUUCAUCCACCAGGAUAUGGAGCUGUACGACGAGGAGACUGACUCUCAGCUUCAGUGCCGAGCUCUGAACAUCACCGAGGACCUGGGGCAGGUGCAGUACAUCUUCUCGGACAAGACGGGCACGCUGACGGAGAAUAAGAUGGUGUUCCGUCGCUGCACAGUGGCAGGGGUGGAGUAUUCACAUGAUGCAAAUGCACGAAGGCUGGCCAUGUAUCAGGAGAUGGAUUCAGAGGAAGAGGAGUGUACGUCUCACGGCGGUACUCUUCCAAGACGAGACAGCGUAACCAGUCACCAGAGUGCCAAGGUGGUGCUGCGUUCCCAAAGCACCAAGUCACACCGUCGGACCGGCAGUCGCGCUGAGGCCAAACGCGCGAGCAUCUUAUCCAAACACACUGCUUUCAGCAGUCCAAUGGAGAAGGACAUCACUCCAGAUCCAGAGUUGUUGGAGAAGGUGAAUGACUGCGCUAGUCAGAUGGAGUUCAUGCGCUUCCACUCUCAGCCUUUCUCCCAUCUGCCCUCUGACCUCUCUGACAUCAUAGACUUCUUCAUCGCCCUGACCAUCUGUAACACUGUGGUGGUUUCCUCCCCCAAUCAGCCGCGGCAGAAGGUGCGACGCUUUGAGUUAAAGUCUCCCGUGAAGACCAUCGAAGAUUUCAUCAAACGAUUUACGCCAAGCCGGCUGACCUCCGGCUCAAACAGCAGCAGCUCCUCCAGCCUGGUCACCACGCGUUCGGCCUCGCACAAGGCCUGUUCCAGCAUACUGUCGUCCCCUUCCGCCGAGAGCACCCUCACCAAACUGGACGAAGAACGUUCUCGCGGAGGCACCCUGGACCACGCAUUCAGCCCCGUGCCGCCUUCGUACGACGAGACCAAAUCCCUCAUCCAGGAGGAAGGGGAACUGCGCUACGAGGCGGAGUCGCCUGACGAGGCCGCGCUGGUUUACGCUGCACGGGCCUACAAGUGCUCUCUGGUUGGUCGUUUACCAGACCAGGUGACGGUCGAGCUGCCGCACUUGGGCAAGCUGAAUUUUGAGCUGCUGCACACGCUGGGGUUUGACUCCACCAGAAAGAGAAUGUCAGUGGUGGUCAAACAUCCACUUACAGACCAGAUCACUGUCUACACCAAAGGAGCUGACUCGGUCAUUAUGGAUCUGAUCAGCCCUCCUGCUACAGAUCAUUCCAAAGGUAAACGUCAAAGGAAAAUUUUAUUCAAAACCCAAAACUACUUGAAUGUCUACGCUGCAGACGGCCUGAGAACUCUCUGCAUCGCCAAAAAGGUUCUCAGUAAGGAGGAGUAUGCGAGCUGGCUACGGCGCCACCUAGAGGCUGAGACUGCCAUCCAGGGCCGGGAGGAGCUGCUGUUUGAGUCUGCUUUGAGACUGGAGACUAACCUUCAUCUGUUGGGAGCUACAGGGAUUGAGGACCGGCUGCAGGAUGGCGUGCCGGAAACGAUAGCAUCUCUGCGGAAGGCAGGUCUACAGAUCUGGGUGCUAACCGGAGAUAAGCAAGAGACGGCCAUAAAUAUUGCCUAUGCCUGCAAGCUCCUCGACCCUGAAGAAGAAAUCAUCACCCUCAAUGCCGAAUCUCAGGAGGCUUGUGCAGUUCUUCUCGAGGAGAGCCUACAUUACAUCCAGGCCAAAUUCCUCUGCAACGCAUCCACAGACCAGCACGCCUCUCGGGUUUACCACCAGGACUACUCGGCCCUCCACGUUCCAGCACCAGCCUGCUCCCCAUACGCCUCUCUCCACACCGUGCCGUUCCUGGUUCACCGGCUGGGCUUGGUGAUCGACGGGCGGACUCUAGCCUACGCUUUGGAGAAGAGUCUGGAGGAUAAGUUCUUGGCGGUGGCCAGGAGCUGCAGGUCGGUGCUCUGCUGUCGUUCCACGCCCCUGCAGAAGAGCAAAGUGGUCAAACUGGUGCGGAACAAGCUCAAAGUCAUGACCCUCGCCAUCGGUGAUGGGGCUAAUGAUGUCAGCAUGAUCCAGGUGGCUGAUGUUGGAGUGGGCAUCUCAGGACAGGAGGGAAUGCAGGCCGUGAUGGCCAGCGACUUUGCCUUGCCGAGGUUCCGGAACCUUCAGAAGCUCCUGCUGGUGCACGGUCACUGGUGCUACUCUCGUCUGGCCAACAUGAUCCUCUACUUCUUCUACAAGAACGCUAUGUUUGUGGCCCUCAUCUUCUGGUAUCAGUUCUACUGCGGGUUCUCAGGCUCGGCCAUGAUAGACCAGUGGUACCUGAUCUUCUUCAACCUGAUGUUCUCGGCCUUUCCUCAGCUGAUCACGGCCACGCUGGAUAAAGACGUAUCAGCGGCCACACUGCAGGACUUACCUCAGCUCUACAUGAACGGGCAGAACUCAGAGGAAUAUAAGCCAUAUAUGUUUUGGAUGAAUAUGAUCGACGCCUUUUACCAAAGCCUCGUCUGUUUCUUCAUCCCGUACUUUGCGUAUUCUGACUCGGAUGUGGAUCUGUUCACGUGGGGAACUCCCAUCACCACUCUGGCUCUGCUUACCAUCCUCCUUCACCUGGGAAUCGAGACCAAAACCUGGACAUGGAUGAACUGGGCCUCCAUCGUGUUUAGCGUUUGUCUUUUCUUCACUGUGGCACUUUGCUACAACGCUUCCUGUCCGACAUGCUACUCCCCCUCCAAUCCCUAUUGGACCAUGCAGAGGCUUCUGACAGACCCGCUCUUUUACCUGCUCUGUGUUAUCACCCCCAUCACUGCGCUCCUGCCAAGAUAUUUCUACAGAGCGUGUCAAGGAACCCUCUUCCCCAGCCCUGUCCACAUUGGGAGACAGCUAGACAAACUCCCCACGGAGAUCCGCAGACACCUCCUCAGCCAAACCCGAGUGAAGCUCGGUUCUUUAGGGGCGUUGUUUGCCUCCCGUUCCUCCUCGUUUGCCUUCUCCAGACCUUUAACCAAGCAAUCUCAGCGGCAGGAGAAAGCGGUCGCCCCACCGCAACCAAAGAGCACGGAGGUGACGGACACUCCCAGAAGCUCCAAGCACCCCGAGAACCACCUUGGUCCAUCUCAAAAAAAGGAGAAAAGGAGUCAUUCUCAAAGUCAGAGGUCAAGAGUCAGCGCUCUCACCGACCUCUUAGACAAUACCCAGGGGCCCUUACGUGGCCCCAGCCUCACAGACACAGAUACUCUGCCUUAUACCAGAGAGCUCCCGCGGACUGGGCCGGUUCUGGAGCCCGCGACCCUCACAGCAGCUGUAGAGUCCUCGGACCACGCCUGGGUCACCUCCACGCCGCUUCUGCCUCAGACAGAGUGCAUACAGCUCACUUUAUCACGGCCGGGCGUUUCGCCGGUCAUCCCCAACGAAAGGAGCUCAGAGAGUGGACUCAGCUCUGACCAAAGGUUCCUCUCACAGGAGGAUAGAAUGGAACACACUCAAACUUCAGACUGUCCCAAGGAAAACACACUCAAAACAACUUUUCUAUGA
This is a messenger RNA of Chanos chanos (milkfish), 4714 nucleotides long. It is a transcript of the gene atp10a, whose product is annotated as ATPase phospholipid transporting 10A. Gene Ontology annotation, molecular function: magnesium ion binding; ATPase-coupled intramembrane lipid carrier activity; ATP binding. The coding region runs from base 125 to 4714 and encodes 1529 amino acids. The record is from RefSeq and is a predicted model, not a curated record. Gene Ontology annotation, biological process: phospholipid translocation. Gene Ontology annotation, cellular component: plasma membrane. The transcript is spliced from 21 exons. NCBI's taxonomy places the organism in Eukaryota, Metazoa, Chordata, Actinopteri, Gonorynchiformes, Chanidae.